Molecule: messenger RNA, 1244 nt
Organism: Ilex paraguariensis (yerba mate)
Lineage: Eukaryota; Viridiplantae; Streptophyta; Magnoliopsida; Aquifoliales; Aquifoliaceae
Source: the annotation of a GenBank genome assembly
CUCUCUCUCUCUCUCUCUCUCUCCAGCAUCGAAGAUCAGUGCUGGUUAGCAUAGUGUCGGAAUAGAUUCAAAAUGGCUAGAGGGUUGAAGAAGCAUUUGAAGAGGCUUAAUGCCCCCAAGCAUUGGAUGCUGGACAAACUUGGAGGAGCAUUUGCUCCCAAGCCAUCAUCUGGACCUCACAAAUCUAGGGAGUGUUUGCCAUUGAUUCUCAUCUUGAGAAACAGGUUGAAAUAUGCUCUCACUUACCGUGAGGUCAUUGCCAUUUUGAUGCAACGGCAUGUUCUAGUUGAUGGAAAGGUCAGGACUGAUAAAACAUACCCUUCAGGAUUCAUGGAUGUUGUCUCCAUUCCCAAAACAAAUGAGAACUUCCGUCUCCUUUAUGAUACCAAAGGUCGGUUCCGUCUCCACUCAAUAAGGGAUGAAGAGGCUAAGUUUAAGCUCUGCAAAGUUCGAUCUGUGCGGUUUGGGCAGAAAGGUAUCCCAUACCUAAACACUUAUGAUGGGCGGACCAUCCGCUACCCUGACCCACUUAUCAAGGCCAAUGACACCAUCAAGCUUGACCUCGAGAGCAACAGGAUCACCGACUUCAUCAAAUUCGAUGUGGGGAACGUGGUCAUGGUGACCGGAGGGAGGAACAGGGGACGUGUUGGAGUCAUAAAGAACAGGGAGAAGCACAAGGGUACCUUUGAGACUAUCCACGUCCAGGAUGCUACUGGGCAUGAAUUUGCAACUCGUUUGGGCAAUGUGUACACCAUUGGCAAGGGAACAAAACCAUGGGUAUCACUUCCUAAGGGCAAGGGUAUCAAGCUGUCUAUUAUUGAAGAGGCUAAGAAGAGGCUUGCAGCUCAAGCAGGAGCUACUGCCUAAAAUCUGGUAAUAACAUCAUGCGAUGUUAAGGAGUUGGAGUAGGCACUUUAUGAUUUUGUAACUGUUGUGCUCAAAAUUCUGGAUUCUGUUGUGGUUUUAUCAGAUGCUGACUUCCCCCCUUCUCUCUUUCUCUCUUCUUUUCUCUGGUUAUGUUGAGCUGAAAUACUUUGCUUGGUUCACUUCUUUUUUUGUUCUAGCAAUAAUGGUGUUUUUUCAGCACUGCUAGUGUGUUCUUUCUGAAUGUAUGGUGGUAGUUGCAGCAUCUGCAACCCAUAUAUUAACCUUCGAAUGUUUGGCCAUCGAAGGUGUAGGCUAUGUGGAAAGAGCACCCAGUGGGCAAAUUUGAACCAGUCAUUCAACAUUGUAGUUUCACAAGG